This is a messenger RNA of Cryptomeria japonica (Japanese cedar), 2759 nucleotides long. Its product is annotated as pentatricopeptide repeat-containing protein At4g02750. The transcript has a single exon. Gene Ontology annotation, biological process: RNA modification. NCBI's taxonomy places the organism in Eukaryota, Viridiplantae, Streptophyta, Pinopsida, Cupressales, Cupressaceae. The record is from RefSeq and is a predicted model, not a curated record. Gene Ontology annotation, molecular function: zinc ion binding; protein binding; RNA binding. Bases 136 to 2466 code for a protein of 776 amino acids.
GUUUUCAAUCACAAAAUUGAAUGCCAUUAUUUAUUACAUUUAUAUACGGUAGUUACGGAACAAUGGAUUUCAUACUGUCAAUAUAUCAAAUUCAAAAUUUGGUUCGCUAUGAAUUUCUAAAUUACAGAGGCGAAUAUGAAUUCAGCAACUAAAGCAAUUCAAGGAAGAAAUCCUAUUAAGUUGAAGACCAACACGGUGGAAAAGAAACCCAAUUCAGAAACCUCAAAAGUCCCCUGUAAAAACCUUGUGCACGUUCUAACCUUAACUGACAGUCCUGUAGACAUUUCCACUUACAACUCUCUGCUGCAGGAUUCCAUUAAGAGGAAAUCCUUAUCACAAGGGAAAUUAGUCCAUGCCCACAUCAAUACAACAGGAUGCAUUCCCAACCGGUUUUUGUUAACAACUCUUCUCAACAUGUACGCCAAAUGUGGAAGCCUGGCAGAAGCUCGAAGAGUCUUCGAUCAGAUGGGAAAAAGAGAUGAAAUAACAUGGACUGGAAUGAUAGCAGCUUAUGCUAAAAAUGGUGUUUUUGAGGAAGCUCUGGGCUUGUUUUACGAAAUGCAAAAGAAAGGUAUGAAACCGAAUCAAUUUACCUUUGCGAGUGUAAUCAGAGCUUGUCCUAAUUUAGCCGUCCUUAAAGAUAUUCAUGAGCAGAUUGUUAACAAUGGCUUUGAGUCCGAUGCUUUCGUGGGGAGUUCCCUGGUUGACAUGUAUGGGAAAUUUGGAAAUUUAGAGAAUGCACGCGAAGUGUUUGAUAAAAUACCCGAACCGGAUUUAGUAACCUGGAAUGCCAUGGUGGCGGGAUAUGCGAGGAACGGGCAUCUAGAGGAGGCUCUGGAUUUGUUUCAGAAAAUGGAAAAGAGAGAUGUUUAUUCGUGGAAUGGGAUGAUUGCGGGAUAUGCACAGAAUGGGCUGGUUGAUAAGGCAAUGGACUUGUUCCAGAGAAUGCCUCAGAGAGACCAAGUUUCGUGGAAUAGUGUGAUUAGUGGGUACGCACAGAAUGGCCAGGUUGAGGAGACACUGAAACUGUUUGACAAAAUGCCUCGACGAGACGUCGUGUCAUGGAACACUAUGAUUGCAGCAUAUGCGCAGAAUGGGGAUAUUGACAAGGCUUGUGAGCUCUUUCAGAAAAUGCCUCAGCCCGACCUGGUGUCGUGGAAUUCCAUGAUCACAGUAUAUGCACAGAAUGGACGUAUUGACGAAGCCCUUGAACUCUUUCACAGGAUUGCCAAACCAAAUGUUGUAUCAUGGAAUGCAAUUAUUGCAGGACAUGCACAGAGUGGGAAUGGGCAGGAGGCCCUGAAGCUUUAUGACCAAAUGCACAGUGCAGGUGUGAAGCCAGAUGCUAAAACGUUUGCCACUGUCCUUUCUGCAUGUGGCGAACUGGCAGCUUUAGAAGAGGGAAUUGAUAUCCACAAGGAAAUAACAAAGGGGGGAUUUCAGUCAGAAAUUUUUGUGGCCAAUGCCCUUGUAGACAUGUAUGCAAAAUGUGGGAUCAUAGAGAAGGCCUGUGAUGUGUUUGACAAGAUGCCUCAGCGAAAUACUGUCUCUUGGACAUCAAUGAUUGCAGCUUAUGCUAUGCAUGGCCGUGGCAUUGAGGCUCUUGAAUUCUUUGAGAAAAUGCAACUCCUGGGCACAAAGCCAGACAAUGUCACAUUCAUUUGUGUUUUGGCAGCUUGCUGCCAUGCAGGUCUUGUAGAUAAGGGCUUGGAGUAUUUUGAUUGCAUGAAACAGGCUUACAAUCUCAAUCCUUCAAUGGAGCACUAUGCCUGCAUGGUUGACCUUCUUGGCCGUGCUGGGCGUCUUGAGGAGGCACAUGAUUUCAUCAACAAAAUGCCAAUAAAACCUGAUGCUAAUGUGUGGGGAUGUCUGCUUGGUGCCUGUAGGGUACAUAACAAUGUUGAACUUGGAGAAACAGUCGCAAAUCAUCUUUUUCAGUUGGACCCUGAUAAUGCUGCACCUUAUGUAUUGCUGUCAAACAUAUAUGCUGCAGCUGGCAGGUGGGGUGAGAUUGAAAAGGUAAGGAAUCUUAUGAAAGAAAAGAGUGUAAAAAAAACACCUGGAUGCAGUUGGAUUGAGGUCAAUAAGAAUAUACACACCUUUGUUGUGGGAGACAAGUCACACCCUCAAAUGCAGAAGAUUUAUGACGAGCUGGAAAGAUUGUCAACAGAGAUGAAGGAGGCAGGUUAUGUGCAAGACAAAAGAUUUGUCCUGAAUGAUGUUGAAGAUGAGCAAAAGGAACAAAUUCUUUGUCACCAUAGUGAAAAGUUGGCGAUUGCAUUUGGGCUUAUCAACACAGCUCCUGGGACACCCAUUCGCAUCAUCAAAAACCUGAGAGCAUGUGGGGAUUGCCACUCUGCUACUAAGUUUAUCUCCAAAAUUGUUGCCCGAGAAAUUAUUGUGAGGGACGCUAGCCGUUUCCACCAUUUCAAGGAUGGAGGAUGUUCCUGUGGGGACUACUGGUGAUGCAGAGUGAACUGGGUUUGAAGCAUAGACUUAUGUCAUAGCAUAUUUUUUAUGCAGGAUUGUAGCGAAUUGUUUACUAUUUAGUUUUUUGUUAUGAUGAAGAGGAGCGUUAUGCUUGUGUGAUCUAAGCUUCUAUGCUUUGGCAACCCUGCCAUCACAAGAAAUAUCAAGCAAGAAGUCCCAUCUAGCAAGUUGUGGAAUCAUGGCUGGUGUAUAUUAUUUAAAAUGAUGUUACAUUGAAUGGUCUUCUUCAAAUAAUUUUGUUGUUUAUAGGUUUAUGUCAUUUGUGAAAA